Messenger RNA from Impatiens glandulifera, 590 nucleotides. RefSeq names its product eukaryotic translation initiation factor 2 subunit 3-like. Lineage: Eukaryota; Viridiplantae; Streptophyta; Magnoliopsida; Ericales; Balsaminaceae. Gene Ontology annotation, cellular component: cytosol; eukaryotic translation initiation factor 2 complex. Gene Ontology annotation, biological process: formation of translation preinitiation complex; positive regulation of translational fidelity. The record is from RefSeq and is a predicted model, not a curated record. The coding region runs from base 1 to 579 and encodes 192 amino acids. Gene Ontology annotation, molecular function: GTP binding; GTPase activity; tRNA binding. The transcript has 4 exons.
AUGUGUCUUUCAACCAGUGCUAUCGAUGCUAAACUUUAUUUGAAUCUUUUUUUUUUGAGAACGCAGUAUUUGAGGCAUGUGUCUUUUGUUGAUUGCCCUGGACAUGACACUCUCAUGGCUACGAUGCUUAAUGGAGCAGUAAUCAUGGAUGGAGCAUUGCUCCUGAUUGCUGCUAAUGAAAGUUGUCCUCAACCUCAAACUUCAGAGCAUUUGGUUGCUAUUGAAAUAAUGCAGCUCAAACAUUUAAUAAUUCUCCAGAAUAAGGUUGAUCUAGUUCAGGAAAAUGUAGCCAUCAAUCAACGUGAAGCAAUUAAGAAUUUUAUCCAGAAUACUGUUGCAGAUGGUGCACAUGUGAUCCCAGUUUCUGCUCAUUUGAAAUAUAAUAUUGACGUUCUGUGUGAAUAUAUUGUGAAAAAGAUCCCCAUUCCAAAGAGGAACUUCAUUUCACCUCCAAACAUGAUAGUUAUCCGGUCUUUUGAUGUUAAUAAACCUGGCUUUGAAGUUGAUGAAAUUAGAGGUGGUGUUGCUGGUGGAAGCAUUCUCAAGGUACACUGCUUUUUCUUCAGUUCAUUCUUUUGAUAAUCAUAUUC